This is a messenger RNA of Notechis scutatus (mainland tiger snake), 9968 nucleotides long. The record is from RefSeq and is a predicted model, not a curated record. Lineage: Eukaryota; Metazoa; Chordata; Lepidosauria; Squamata; Elapidae.
CCCCUCGGUCCCGGACUGGCCUCUACAUGGGCCGCGGGGGCAGCGGAGCCGCUGUCGGCUACGGAGGGAGAUCCAAAGACCAUCAUGGACCUCCUAAAAUCCAGUUGUUUAAAGCUGCUGGUUCUGCUGCCCCUUGCUCUGUGCGGGAUCCAUCAAACCUAUGCCGGUGAUUGUAAGGGACGCCGCGAGGUGCUACGCAGCGCUUCUGGCUACGUGACGGAUGGACCUGGCAACUACUCGGUUAACGGCAACUGUGAAUGGCUGGUGGAGGCUCCUAGCAGCAGCUACCGUAUCCUCUUGACCUUCAUGUUUAUGGACACGGAAUGCACGUAUGACUACCUCUUCAUUUAUGACGGAGAUUCUCCCAGCAGCCCUUUGCUGGCCAGCCUGAGUGGCAGCACUUUGCCCCCUACCAUCGAGGCCACCUCGGGCAAGAUGCUGUUACACCUCUUCAGUGACGCCAACUACAACCUGCUGGGCUUCAAUGCGACUUACUCUGUCUCGCUGUGUCCCAUGGGCUGCUCGGGUCAUGGCAUUUGCGAUAACGAUGGGCGUUGUGCCUGCUUCCAAGGCUGGGGUAGCAAGGACUGCUCGGUCCCUGACUGCAACACGUAUUGCCAGAAUCAUGGCACCUGUAACCAGGUAUCACAACAUUGCCAGUGUGAACUGGGAUUUGUGGGUCAGGCCUGUGAUUUAGCCUUGAGUGACAACCAAGGGGCUGGAAAGUGGUACAACGUCAGCAUCCGAGAUUCCAGUUUCUGGCCCCGAACAGCAGCUGCUGGUGCUUUCCUACCUUCUACUGGGGGACUAUACAUUUUUGGAGGCUUGGAUCUAAAUACUGCUUUGGGGGACCUUGUCUUCUAUAACUUCACCACCAAUACUUGGCAUCAGAGGGUGCUUAGCCCUUCCCCAACUGCUCGUCACUCCCACACAGCCGUGGCCUGGGAGGGCUCCCUCAUUCUGUUUGGUGGAGAGCUGGCCACUGGGUCUCUGGCCAACGAUGUCUGGAUGUAUCUCCCCCAGGAGGGCUACUGGCAGGAGCUGGUGCCCCUGAACACGACGAUUCCUCCUGAGUUGGCCGGCCAUGCAUCUGCGGUGGUCGAUGAAUGGCUGUAUGUAUUUGGAGGACGCACCGGGGUGGAUGUCUUCUCCUCCCACAUGUACCGCUUCCACCUGAAACGGUGGACCUGGGAGCUGGUGAUUCCUUCAGGAGGGAAAGCGCCUGCAGCAGCUGGUCACUCCAUGGUCUUCCACCCUGCUUCCCGUACUCUCUUGGUUUAUGGUGGGCACCGGCCCUCCACUGCUCGGUUCAGCGUGCGAGUGAACACCACGGACCUCUUCCAUGUGGACCUGCGUUACUGGAGCACGUUGAGGGCCAAAGAUUCACACCGGGGCCCUCGGGAAAGGGCCUUCCACUCCGCCACCGUCAUCGGCAACUACAUGGUGGUAUAUGGGGGCAACGUUCACAUCCAUUACCAUGAAGAGAAAUGUUACGAGGACGAAAUCUUUUUCUAUCACUUGGGCUGCCACCAGUGGGUCUCUAGUCAUGAGCUGGCACCUCUCAUCACUCAAGAGCACGAAUCCAAGGCUUUGGCCCAGGCGCGUGGCCGGUAUUCCCACGUGGCCACCGUGAUGAAUGGAAAUGUGCUCCUUGUGGCGGGAGGCUAUAGCGGGGUGCCACGGGGUGACCUGCUGGCUUAUAAAGUGCCCACGUUCGUCUUUCAGGUGCCGUCUCAGAUGUACCACCUGGAUUACUGCUCUAUUUACACAGAGAAAAGCAUGUGUGCCAAGGACCCAGAAUGUGCUUGGUGCUCCCGAGGUUGCCAGAGCACUCAGCCCCGCAAUCUUUGCCCCAACAGUGGCUGUCUGGGCCUGGCCCGCCUCUUAGUCGACUGCCAAUCCUGCCUCGCCUUUGGGGACACCAACAGUUCUCUGCCCCGAGCUUCAGGUCCCUUCGGCUGGUGUGUGCAAAAUGAGACUUGCAUGCCCACCUCAGAACAGGGCAGGUGCCAAGUGGGGAAGAUUUCGGGAACGUAUGGCUGGUGGGGGCCGCAGUCUUUCUUUAUCACCUCCUUGGCCCAAUGUCAGCGCGAAGAUUUCUUGCCCGGCCUUCAUCUGAUUACCUACCAGCAGCCACGCAACGACUCCCAGCCGGACAAGGUCUCCAUCGUCCGAAGCACCACGAUCACCCUGAAUCCCAGCACAGAGAUGGAUGUCUCACUGGUCUACAAGGGAUUCAUUCACCCCCUGGUGAGCAGCUCUGGGCCCGCCGAAGACAUCUCCAUCUGGGCACGCAUCCAGCGCCUGUUCGUGGUCGCUAAAUUAGCCCGAGCCCCUGGCGCCUUGGAGCUGGAGAAGGUGGGCAGCUGGGCAGUGCAACAGGAAAAAGAGAAACGGUUACUCCAGCGUCCCGGGGCCGAACGCCUUUUCCCCAGCACCGAGAGGGGAAAUAAGUAUGCCGUGCUGGUGGAAGGCCACCUCAAUAACUCUGGCACUGGGCAAACAAGCGAAUUGACCCUCACGUGGGAUCGCACCGGCGUGCCAGGGGGCAGCGUGAGUAUCUCAGCCGGGGCGUGGCACGAGCCCUUAUGGCGUACCACCUGCUCCGAGUGCCUCUCCAAUUCCAGCCAAUGUGCCUGGUGCCAAUCCACCCGGAAUUGCUUCUACUUUGCAGCCUACCUGGCUAAAUACCCCUAUGGGGAUUGCCGUGGGUGGUAUGACAGUGUUCACUCUGUGCCCCAAUGCCUGGACUGCACCCGGUUUAACACCUGUCGUGAAUGUUUGCAAAACUUUGAGUGCGGCUGGUGUGGCAACUCCGACAACCCUACCUUGGGCAGGUGCCUCCCAGGAGAUUUCUCCGGCCUCAGCACUUUCUGGAACUGCUCGGUGGCCCUGUGGGAAUCCCACAGACUGCCUCCCUCCCACCCGGCUCAGUGGUCGUACGGGCAGUGUCCCGACGUGGACGAAUGCCGCCUGGGCUUGGCCAACUGCCACCCCUUCGCCCGGUGCAAGAACACCCCGGAUUCCUUCCAGUGUCACUGCAACCGAGGUUACGCAGGCGACGGGGUGGCCUUUUGCAACCAAACGUGCUACGAUGAGUGCGCCCAUGGAGAAUGCAGCGGAGCCCCCAACUUCACCUGUUUGUGCGACUUAGGCUGGACCACCGAACUCAUCACGGGGGCCACCCCUCCCCCCAGCGGAGUGCAGUGCAACCUGGAUUGCGGGUGCCAUUUCCACAGCACCUGCCACGUCAAGGGCCCCGGGUUCUGUGAUGAAUGCCAGAACUGGACUCACGGGGACCGCUGCCAUCUUUGCCGGCCGGGCAGCUACGGGAAUGCCACCACCCAGACCGGCUGCCGUCAAUGCGCCUGCAACGAGCAUGGCCUGGAGGAGAUGGGCUAUUGCCACAGCGCCACGGGGGCCUGUUACUGCACCCCACCCACCGAGGGGCUGCACUGUGAGCGCUGUGCCCCCGGCUACUCGGGGGACCCCAGAAAUGGUGGCAUCUGCUACCAGGAAUGCGUGGGGCGCACCUUGCUGCUCAACCUCUCUUCCUCUUCCUCCCUGAGCUCUCAGCGGGCUGGGGGCCCCCUCGCCAACGGUCUCUCUUACUGCGUCUGGGUUUUGUCAACUGGUGCGGACAUCCAGCCUUGCCGGCCGGAACAAACCUGCCCGACAAUCACACUCACUAUUCAACCGGACACCCUUUGUAUGCACAACUAUAUCUACGUUUUUGACGGCGUCCCCGACUUCCUGGACACAGGACUGAUCCAGCUGGAUCGGAGUCUCAUUGGGGCAUUCUGCGGCCAGAGUCAUCCCCGUCCUGUCACUGUCGAAGCGGUAUCAGGCCUCCUGGUCAUCUACUACGAAGCCAACACUAGCGACGCCUCAGGCUUCAACGCAACGUACCUGGUCCACCGUUGCUGGCCCAGCUGCCACGUCAACCAGGAAUGCCAGCAGGGCCACUGUGUUUGCAAGCCUGGCUACACCGGGCCCAGCUGCAAGUUCCAGAUCUGUCCCGGCAACUGUAGCGCUCACCUUGGGCAGGGGCUUUGCAACAGGAGACUGGGUCUGUGUAUCUGCAGCCAUCGCUUUGCUGGGGCCGACUGCACCAUCCCGCUGGAAGCUGACAAGAUCAUUUGGGAAACUUUGAUUGACACCCAGUUGACGGCUGACACAGCCAGCCGCUUCCUUCACCGUUUGGGCCACACCAUGGUGGAGGGUCCUGACUCCACACUCUGGAUGUUUGGAGGCAUGUCGCUGCGCGAAGGAAUGCUGGGUAACGUCUACAGGUACUCCAUCGCCGAACGUCGCUGGACUCAGAUGCUGGCAGGGACUGAGGACCGAGGGCCGGGCCCCAACCCCCGUUACUUCCACGCGGCUGCCUACAUAUCCCCAGGCAAAGCCAUGUACGUCCUGGGUGGGCUGACGGCCGACGGCGUGGCCAGCGAUUUCUGGCUGCUCAACCUCACCACUUUGCAGUGGAGGCUUCUGCCGGACCCUCUGAUCCCAGCCGUAGCUGGUCACACCCUCACGGCGCGGCGCGGCUCAUCCUUGCUUCUGAUCGGUGGCUACUCUCCCGAGAACGGCUUCAACAAGAAACUGCUGGAAUACAACGUGGCAUCAGAGAGCUGGCACGCCGGGAACCAGGCAGGAACACCUCCGACAGGUCUCUACGGCCACUCAGCUGUGUACCACGAGAGCACAGAUGCUGUUUACGUCUUUGGCGGCCACCGUUUCCACGUGGAGAUGGUGUCGGCUUCUCCUGAACUCUACAGCCUUUAUUAUCCCAACUUGACCUGGAGUUUACUGGCCCCGUCUCAAGGACCAAAGCCCCUGGCUCAUUUCUUCCACGUGGCAGCCGUGCUGAAGGACACCAUGGUGGUCAUCGGAGGGCGGACCGAACGGGAGAAUUUCACCAACCACGUUUUCUUCUACCAGCUGAAUUGCAAUACGUGGAUCCUUCCCAACAGCACAGCCGUGGCCGUCGUGGGGGAGCCCAUCACGGAAUCCAUCGCCCACGCCAUGGCUUCGGUGGGAGGCCGCCUCUACCUCUCCGGGGGCUUCAACGGGGUGGCCCUGGGGCGCAUGCUGGCCCUCUCGGUGCCCCACGACCCUUGCCUGAUCUUCUCCAGCCCCGAAGCUUGCAAUGGCUCCAACGCCAGCUGUGUCUGGUGCCACGCCAGCUGCCUCUCUGCAGAUGCGGCUGAAAGACAAGGCUGCCCCUUUGGUGGGAUCUCCUGCUUUCCCACCCCAAGGUCUCCAGACGAGUGUCGCCGGCUCAGAACUUGUAGCGAGUGCCUCGCCCAACAUCCUCGCGCCAUGGCCCACAGCCUGGGUAUUCCCCCUUUGCCGCAGUGCAAAUGGUGCACCAACUGCCCCGAGGGCGCGUGCAUCGGCAGCACCGGCAGCUGCACGUCGGAGAACGACUGCCGUAUCAACCAGCGGGAGAUCUUCGUGGCCAGCAACUGCUCGGAGAUCUCGUGCGAGGCCUCCGACUGCGCCAAGUGCACGGCGUCGGGGAAGUGCAUGUGGACGAGGCAGUUCAAGCGCACCGGGGAGACCCGCCGCAUCCUCAGCGUACAGCCCACCUACGACUGGACGUGCUUCAGCCACUCGCUCCUCAACGUCUCCCCGAUGCCCGUGGAGUCCUCUCCCCCGCUGGCCUGCCCCACACCCUGCCACAACCACAGCACAUGUGGAGACUGCCUCAACUCCAAGGGGGCAGAUGGGGGUUGGCAGCAGUGUGUCUGGAGCAUCAGCCUGCAGCAGUGUAUGAGUCCAACUUACCUACCGAUGCGCUGCGCAGCCGGGAUGUGUGGCCGGGUGCUGAGCGGGUCAGAGAGUUGCGCGCCAUCCUGUUCCCGUUUCCAGCAGUGUGCUCUCUGCAUCCAGCAGCCUCGGUGUGGCUGGUGCAGCUUCCGGGAAGAGAACGGCAAAGGGCGCUGCCUGGAGGGUGGACGGAGUGGACCUCGCCAUGGACUGGUGGACUUGUGCGGCCUAAAGGCAGACUGGGCGUUCAUGUCGUGCCCCCCUGAGAAUGAGUGCCUCAAUGGGCACCACGACUGCAACGAGACCCAAAAUUGCAGCGACCUGCCCCACAGCUACAAAUGCACCUGCAAAAACGGCUACACCCUGGACAACAUUACAGGGCUCUGCAAACCGGUGUGCGAGCAAGGCUGUGUGAACGGGACCUGCGUGGAACCCAAUGCGUGCCAGUGCCAUUUUGGCUACGUGGGUCAGAAUUGCUCGGUGGAAUGCCAGUGCAACAAACACAGCAAUUGCCGGGGUGUGGCAGCCCAAGACCAGUGCCUGCAGUGUUUCAACAACACCAUGGGGCAACACUGUGAAAAAUGCCAGCCGCUCUUUGUCGGGUCGGCCCUGAACGGCGGCUCCUGCCGGCCCUGCCACGUUUUCUGCCGAGGGAACAGCAACAUGUGCAUCACGCGGGAAGAAUACAAGCGAGCGCAGCAGGAUCCGGUCCGCUUCCCCCUGGAGCCUGCCUUGAUCCCCACCUGGGUGGCCGAAGGGCCUGCUGAGGAUACAGCGGUGUGUGUGAACUGUCAGAACAACAGCUUUGGAGACAAGUGCGAGAGCUGCCUACACGGAUACUUCCUGCUGGAGGGCAAAUGUACCAAGUGCCAAUGUAACGGCCACGCCGACUAUUGCCACGAACUGGAUGGGACGGGCUGCCCGUGCCAAAACAACACAGAGACCGGAGGCUGCCAGAACAGUGCCCAGGCCGAUAAAAAGGACUGCUACAAACAACAGUGCGCCAAAUGCCGGGAAUUCUUCCACGGGAAUCCGGUGGGCGGCCACCAAUGCUACCGGCUGAUCAUUGUCGAUCAGGAGAGCUGCUUCGACCCGACGUCCCAACUCAACUGCUUUCACGAGCCAAACAUCAAGAACUUGCUCUUCGGACGCUCGGUUUUUUUCGGCGUCCAGCCCAAGUUUACCAACGUGGACAUCCGGAUCACCAUCGACGUGACCUUCGGCGGAGUGGACGUCUACAUCUCGACCUCCUACGAAACGUUUGUGGUGGACGUCGACCGGGCGACCGGCAUUCACCUGGUGAGGGUUGUCCCCUCGGGGGAAGAGACGCCGACGCGCAGCAACGGGAGCCAGUCUUCCCCGCUGGUACGGGAGGCGCAGGCGCACGGCUUGAUCACUUACAUCACCGUGAGGGAGCAGCAGGCAGUGCUGAUCGUGCGAGGUGUCCGAGACCGCGUGGUCAUCACUUACCCGCACGAGAUCCACGCCCUGAAAUCCAGCCGCUUUUACGUCAUCUUGCUGGGCAUCGGCGGCGGCAGCCCCAACGUCACCGAGUCUCAGGGCCUGCUCUUCUUCCGCCAAGACCAGGCGCACAUCGACCUCUUCGUCUUCUUCUCCGUCUUCUUCUCGUGCUUCUUCCUCUUCCUCUCCGUCUGCGUCUUGCUUUGGAAAGUCAAGCAGUUCCUGGACUUGAGGCACGAGCAACGGCGCCACUUGCAGGAGAUGACCAAGAUGGCCAGCCGGCCUUUUGCCAAAGUGACCAUCUAUUUUGAGCCAGAUAAUUUGGGGGCACCGGCCGAGCUGGUUUUCCUCCCCGCUCGCCCUCACAAACUCCCGUCUCUGGCAGCGGCCCAGCCCCUCCCCAGCCGCUUGAAACCCUAUCACGAAGUCCCCUACCCCGUGGCCCAUUUCCGCCGCUCAGAGCCCUUCCUGUCUCAUCUCAUGGGCUACUCCUACUCCAGCUUCCGGGUGGGUCCCAUCACUUUGGAGCCGACAGACGAUGGCAUGGCCGGGGUGGCUACCGUCCUCUUCCAGCUACCGGGCGGGCUGCAGGCCCCCAACCGUGCCUGCCUAGGCUCUGCUCUCGUCACCCUGCGCCACAAUCUCCAGGACUACUGUAGCAGCAGCCAUGGCAUGAGCAGCUCCCGGAAGGGCCUGCUCAGCCACGAGAACCUCACGAGCAUGUCCCUAUGAGUGAGUGGGGAACUCCGCCCUGCUGGGGCUCCAGAGGGGCUCCAGCCACCUUCACCUGCCCCGUGGAGGGGCUGAGAAGGGCAGGACCUGCAGGCUGGUACGUCGUCGGCACAGACCUUCCUGCCAGCUGGAGAUGUGUCUACCAAAUGGGGAAACCAGAGCUGCUCUUCGGGGCUUGCUGCGUGCCUGCUCUACUGCCCUCCUGCGUGGGAGAGUCUCGGGGCCAACUCAGUAUGAAGGGAUGGUACAGGCCGCAGGGAUCUAUAGACCUUGGAGACUUUACGACUUGUGGACUUCAACUCCCAGAAUUCCUCAGGCACCCAUGAGCAUGGCUGGCUGAGGAAUUCUGGGAGUUGGAGUCCACAUGUUGUAAAGCCGCCAAGGUUUGAGACCCCUGGUACAGGGGGAGUGUGCACGUGGGCCCCCAGCCUCACUCUUAAUGACCGCGUUUCCCCAACACGCUUAACCAAGUCCUGGUGUCCACGUUGGCGCAACAUGCUCAGCUUGGGUUAGUAUUCACUGGUGGCUCUUCUGUGUCUUCAUACGUGUGAACCCCGCUCCUUUGUUUAGCUGAUGUUUCCAUACAGGGCAGAAACCCAAGAGAACAAAGCAGCUGCGCGGUUUCCACCGUAAAAGACUGUGUGAAGGCCGCCUGUGAUCGAGCCCCAGGCCGGGCUCGUCCAAAAGUGGGUGUAGAGCUGGAGGAAGGAUGGCGUUUCAACCUUGGGAUUGUUCACAGCCUUGCAUUCCCAGCGCUGUGUAGAGACUCCGCUAAGAUCUCACCUCGCUUGCUUUCUCCCCAGCGUUGCUGCCAAUCGGCCAGAACUAUCAGGCACCCCACCUCCGUGGGCACCACAAAUCCCAAAACACUUUUAAAGUAGUUGGCUGGCAAAAAAAACUUCUCUUGGAUUUGAGAUUGUCUCUGUUCGAGAAGGAGUAAAGUUGGUGUUUGGAAUGAAUCAUGUCAAUCUGGAGUGGAGGAGCAGGAACAAUAUCCCAAACGAAUCAGUGGGAGAAAAAAAAAAAAAGGGCACGUUGGGCAAUUCUUCUACCCAGCCUGCGGUUUUGUUUAACAUGAAUGAGCUUUGGGGUUGAUAGACAUCUCCCUUUCAAAUUAGAAGCAGCAGCAGCAGAAGAUGUACCUUCGAUGCCUGGGAGAUAAUCAUGCUUUGAGUUUUGCUGUAGCUUCUUAAUCUUGAAGGGCUUAAUCUUGUUGCAACGCCGGGCGAGCUGCCGCGUGGUGAUUAAAAUCGCUAAUCCCACGCUGGAUGGGAGUGAACGAACGGAAAGCCGGGCGCAGGAGCCACGUUAAUGCCAAGCAGCUAAACUGGUCAGAAUUAGGGAGCCGUUGCUGUUUUUUUUUGUAUCAAGUUGCCCUCGACGCCGCUGUGAGGGUCCAGGUGUGGCGCUGAAAACUUGGUGUGAUGGGAGGGAUCAGGGAAAUGGCGAGGGGAGCAUUGCUUUCACUUCAGAGCAAAGCACAGGGUUAUUGCCUCCUGCUGCAUUCCCUGCGUGGCUGCUGCGGCCUCUUGUUUUAAGCCCCUUUUGUCUGCUCUCAGUCCGACAUUGUCAUUCCUUCCCGACAGGUCAGUUUUCCCUUUCCUGGUUAAUUGUGAAGUGGGCUUCAUGGGUGCCAAGAUGGCUUAACAGGGACUUUUCAACUCGCGUGCCAUCUGGCACGUAGCACAAGGGCAGCAACAGCAGCUAGCCAGCCAAUCCUUGCACACAGUCCCCUUGGAAAGAAGGAAAAGAAAAUAACCAUCAAUCAUUGUUUGUCAACUUCGAAAACUUUCAGAUGUGUGGACUUUAACUCCCAGGUCCCAGAUCCUGGGGAAUUCUGGGAAUUGAAGUCCACGUACCUGAAAGUUUUCGAGGGUUGAAGGAUGCUGCUAUAAAUUAUCCAGUGUAACAUCUGCUAUUUAACUUAUUGUCUAUGGUAGCUGCGCCUUCCCAAUCCCAACCGUCUCCAAGUCAAAAUAAAUGAAAAAAAAAAAAAAACCCAA